This is a messenger RNA of Mus pahari (shrew mouse), 5419 nucleotides long. RefSeq names its product NIPA like domain containing 3 (gene Nipal3). The record is from RefSeq and is a predicted model, not a curated record. Gene Ontology annotation, biological process: magnesium ion transport. Gene Ontology annotation, cellular component: membrane. Gene Ontology annotation, molecular function: magnesium ion transmembrane transporter activity. The coding region runs from base 455 to 1687 and encodes 410 amino acids. The transcript is spliced from 12 exons. Lineage: Eukaryota; Metazoa; Chordata; Mammalia; Rodentia; Muridae.
CUGCUGGGUUUCGAUAUUGGAGCUACCUGAUGGAAGCAGCAGGGACACCGCCCGGGACGGUCGGUGGCAGUUAGCGCAGACUGCGGGGGACACCAGGCGGGCUGCUCAAGCCCAGCCUACUUGUCCGGCAGGUGGAGGUGAGCAGCCAUAACCUGGGGACCAAAGCAGCCCGGACUUCUUCCUUUGGCCGCUAGAGGGGACUCCUCCAGAGCUUGGCCAGAGUCAGAAGACACGCCCUCACCCGUCUGCUUGGAGGAGAGACACGAGCUGCUUCCUUAUCGGGGAAGGCUGUAAAUCAACCAAAAGAGACCAGAGGACUCCUUUGGCUGAGGAAGGGAGAGAGGCGGCUGCUGGGAGAAGGAGAACACUGGAGACAUGGCUUCCAGUUCACACCCUGCCUAGCAGCAGCUCCCGCGCCCAGCCUGGCCCCGGCAGGAUGUCCUGCUAGACAGCCAUGGACGGAGCCCACCGCUCAGGUCUGCAGCUGCAGCCGCUCCCACCCACCAGCGGCGCCACCUCCACGAGCCUGAGCAGCAGCGAGGGCUCCUUCUCCUACAAGGAAAACUUGAUCGGAGCACUCUUGGCCAUUUUUGGGCACCUAGUGGUCAGCAUUGCCCUUAACCUGCAGAAAUACUGCCACAUCCGCCUAGCAGGCUCCAAGGACCCCCGGGCCUACUUCAAGACAAAGACAUGGUGGCUGGGGCUGCUCCUGCUGCUACUGGGGGAACUGGGCGUGUUCGCCUCCUAUGCCUUUGCUCCACUGUCACUCAUCGUGCCCCUCAGUGCCGUCUCCGUGAUAGCAAGCGCCAUCAUCGGAAUCAUAUUCAUCAAGGAAAAAUGGAAACCUAAGGACUUUGUGAGACGCUACGUCUUGUCCUUUGUGGGCUGCGGCUUGGCCAUCGUGGGCACCUACCUGCUCGUGACAUUUGCACCCAACAGUCAUGAGAAGAUGACAGGCGAGAACAUCGCCAGGCACCUUGUGAGCUGGCCGUUUCUCCUGUACAUGCUGGUGGCGAUCGUCCUGUUCUGCCUGCUGCUCUACUUCUACAAGGAGAGGAACGCCAACAACAUCAUUGUGAUUCUCCUCCUGGUGGCCCUGCUUGGUUCCAUGACGGUGGUGACGGUCAAGGCUGUCUCAGGGAUGCUGGUGCUGUCCAUCCAAGGCAACCUGCAGCUGGACUACCCCAUCUUCUACGUGAUGUUUGUGUGCAUGGUGGCCACCGCCAUCUAUCAGGCCACGUUUCUGAGUGAAGCCUCCCAGAUCUAUGACUCCUCCUUGAUUGCCAGCGUUGGCUACAUCCUGUCCACCACGGCGGCCAUCACAGCAGGUGCGAUCUUCUACCUGGACUUCCUCGGGGAGGAAGCUCUGCACAUCUGCAUGUUUGCACUGGGGUGCCUCAUCGCCUUCUUGGGCGUGUUCCUAAUCACUCGAAACAGGAAGAAGGCCAUUCCGUUCGAGCCCUAUAUUUCCAUGGACGCCAUGCCAGGUAUGCAGGACAUGCAUGCAAAGGGGACGACGGUCCAGCCUGACCUCAAAGCCCCUUUUUCCUACGGAGCCUUGGAAAGCAACGACAGCAUCUCUGAGCUCUACACCCCGGCCACACUGCCCGUCAUGCAGGAGGAGCACGGCUCCAGGAGCACCCCUGGGGUUCCCUACCGCGUCCUGGAGCACACCAAGAAGGAAUGAUCCCUUUGGGGUGUCACUGCCCGGAGGUCACCCAUGGUUCCACUCUUCAUUGCCCAAACUGCCUUUCAAGUAUCCUGGUUUCAAACGGAGAGCUCUGUGCAAGAUGGCCUUGCGAGGCCCCUGUUUCUCGGGCAGAGAAGCCAUUCGAUGACCUUGGCUUUGGACAUUUCAAAUAGUGGGGGCAGAAUCCCAAGUGGACUAUGUGGCCAGUUAAGCUAGUGGGAGUCGAAUCCAUUUUACCUCCUUGGACAGACAGUCAGUGAGCAUCGGGUAACGGUCGCAGGCUUCCAUACAUUUCAUUAGAGUGAAAGCAAGACAGAGUGAGUCUGCCCCCUCUUUGCAAAUCCAGCAAAAGGGUGGCGACCUCCACCGUUGGUCUUCCUCUAUCCAGCACGCAUGUCUCAGCUCUACCUAGUUCACUCACCAUUCUGUAACUCUGAGGAUACUGCCGUCCCUUUUGCCAACCCUGCGUGGAAAAAGCUGUCACUUGUACCUUGCUGGCGGACUUGGGCCUUCCCAUCACCUGGGCCCGUCUGUGAAGACCUGGCGGUGUCUGCUGGAUCUCUUCUGAAAACUGGCUUCGUUCCAGUCCUUAGAGAUUAUUGCAUUGCUUCCUCCCUCCAAAGAAGCCAAGAGAACAGAGGCAGAGGGGGACAGGAGCAAGGGGGGAGGGGGCAGCUGCUUUCAGCCCACUCUGUUUCCAGCUAGUUAGAAAGGUUCCCGUGACUCUCCUGCCCAGCCCUACAGAGGAUGUGCCAAAGCUCUCUGUAGGGUGAGCUACUCUUCCUCCUGUACAUCCAGCUCCCUGCAGACCCGCUUCAGUCCUCCUCCCCGUCCUCCCCUUAGCCUCCCGCUAGCUAAGCCUCAGCUGCUGCUUCAGUUCACAGCCUGGUUCAGGCAGAACAGGCAUUUUCGCACACAGGUCUGCAAGCUUUCUUCCUGUUUAUUCCAGUGAGUGGCCUCCCCCUCUUUCUCCCCCCACUCCCCAACCAAUGCGCACACUUGAGAGUAGCUGGCAAAGGCUUGCAGGCUUUGAUAGGCAUUAGAAUUCCAGAGGAGUUUGUUUAAAAUGUAAGUUCCUUGCUCCAACUGGAGUGACCUGGAUCAGUGGGCCUGGGAUGGGACCCAAUAGCCUGCCCCAGAGAGCAUACCCCCUCAGAAGCCUUCUCACAGGCCACUAAAUCCCAAGGGACCACAUGGCCCAGAAGGUUUAAACCUCCAGUUUCUUACCCUCUCAGGGCUCUGUAGGCAAGCUAUAUGGACCUGUCGGACCUGUGGCAGUCCCUACCCAGUGAACACCACUGGAGAGUGGCAGUGUUAAUAGGUCAGUGUUUGAUAUGCCGUCCAUGGCACGCCUCUUCACACCCAAACAGUGCUCUGACUUCAGAACUCUGCCAUCUGCUAUAGAGCCUAUGACCACUUCUGUAUUUCAUCUUGACCAUGUCUGUAUUGCGGCUGGCAUGCCUGAGGCUGAAAUGGGAACAGAGAACGGGCUCUUCAGCUCAGCCCAACAGCAGUCGGCCCCGGGUGCUUUGCUGAGGUCCUGGGGCCUGUUUUACCAUAUAUCUCUCACGCACAAAGCUACAAGCAUUACACAUGGUUGUGCCCUCCAGGACUGCAGGGGAACGGACACACACACCAGGAACCUUGGGCAAGGCAGGCUGUGUGGCAGAGAGGCACAGAUAGCCUCACGGAGGCUGUGGCCAUAAGGCUAAGCCCUGAACUCAAUAGGUGUUCAGAUUGGAAACAAUUUCCGUGCAUUCUCGGUAGAAAUAUAGCUAAGAUCAGAGAAGUGGGUGAUCACACCCUCCCCCCGAAAGGAAAUGGGCAGCUCUGGAAAAUCAGAGGUUGGAGCUAGGGUUGCCAAAGAGCCCAGGGACGUGAUAAAAGAUGAAUGUCGAAAGACAGUCGAUGGACCUGAAGCACAGUGGCUCACACCCGUGACUUGGAAGACGCUCUUUCCUUCAGGAGGAUAGCCGCAAAUUCUAGGCUAACCUGGACUACCAAGCGAGACCCUGUCUCAAAACAAGAUUAGCAGCAAAGAUAAUCAUUAAAGAGGUGUGAUUGGCUGGCAGAGGCAAGCAUCCCAGAGGACGCGGGAGCUACGGAAGAGUCACAAGGAAGAGCGUCACAGGGUCAGCACCUAUUGGGAAGGAGUUCCUGUUCUGUGGCAUCAGAGAAAGAAGGAGUAAGAAGUCACCUUUGGGGGUCAGACGCCAGGCCCCCAAGAACAAAGAAUUAAAGCUUCUGUUCUGAGAGCUGGUAGGGAUUGGGGUGUGGGCAGUGUAUGCAAAGAAGUGAGCAGGUUUCCGUGUGGCAAACCCUGGCUGGCACCCAUCGUUUUGGCAUGGUAUGUACGCCCAGCCUCAUUCUGCCCCUUCCCCCCUCCUGUGGGCUGUUUAGCCCUGGUCAGCCUGAGAUACAGGUGCACCGUAACCGCAGGUGAUGCAGAAGAGGUGGGCAGUGCCACCCAGGAACUGCUUCCUGGGGCCUGGGCAGCUUGAUGGCUUUCAGGUUGGGGACAGUAGUCACCAUCAUACAAACAGAGCCAUGAGGGAUGAGCGGAAAGGCCUUUGAACUCCUGAGUGGAGAUGUGACAGGGCAGUCAGGCAGUGGGAGACCCGAGUUCCUCCCCCCCCUGCCACAGUCCUCCCCCCACCCCCCACAGUCCUAGAUGCCCUGCUUGGCCCCAGAGAUCAUUGGAUUGUCAGCUCACAGCAGGGCUGCACGGUUGGUAGAAUGAGGAAGGGGGAGACCAACUUUCUACCCACAACCCUGUUUUCCCACAUGGUUCUGACAUCACCCACCCACUCCCAUUCUUCCCCACCCUUACCCUGAAGCCAGGCAUUCAGUCUGUAGCCCAGGCUGGUCUUGAAAUCUCAAUCCUCCUGCCUCUGCCUCUGGAGUACUGGGAUUACAGGUAUGUACUACUUACUCCUCGUCUGACUCCCAUCUGAACUCCCCUGGCCACGUGAAAUGCCACACGGCCUCUCUCCCAGCCGCAAGGCACUCCAACAGCGUCAUCAACCAUGGGUUAAACUUCAUUUGUUCGCUUGUCUUCCUCCCUGAUCCGAAUCUCUGUUCUGUGGGUUGGGUUCCAGAUUAGACAUCAGAACAGAUGUGAUUGCAAACUGCUGCUUUCAAAGGGGGAGUCCUGACCCCAUGCUGCGGCCUGAUGGUACCCUCACCCUCAGCUCUGGGGUGUGGGGUUGAGCAUGGACCUGUGCACUGCAGGGGAGGGGAGGCUCCCUUUCCAGUGGCCCUAGCCAGCUUGCGGGUAUCAUGGGAACAGAAGCAGAUGGCCAUCAGAGAAGGACUGGGCCCGGCCCACCCUGCAGGCGCGAAGAUUUCAAAUGUGACCCAACUCUAACUGACACUGAAACCACCCUGUAAAUGAAGUCACUCUAGAACAUAGUCUAUGUAGAUGCUUAUAUUUUGUUAAGUGUCAAAACUAACACAGCAUGUGUUAUUUUGCAAAAGUGUGUAUACUGUGUGCAGAUAACAUUGUAAAGCGGUAUUUAAUUAAAAAUUCAAGCAGUUCUUGCAGAGUUCGGGUCCUGUGUUGCGAUAAUACUUCAGCAGCUGUCUAGUAGAAUGGUCCAUGUCAUUUCUGCCUUGUCAUCCCCACGUGGCUGCUGGCCGGCCACUCUAAAUACCGCUAGGGUGCCUGAGAAACUAAUUUUGUACUUUGCAUGUGCACACAUGUGAAUACAUGCAUGCCCCAUGAGUGGA